AUGGGUGCCACAGGGUCAUUUUUCCAUCUCCCGGCCUUGCGCAAGCUGCAGCUUGAGGAUCUGAAAGAUCGCCGCAUGGCGGAGCGGUUCAUCUCGCAAGCACGGCUGAUCCGGCGUGGCCGGGCUGGCAAGACCGUCAUGGUGGAGGAGUUGAUGUCUGCCAACCAAAGUCUCCACGAUGACCUGAUCCGACUGAAAGACGAGCAAAGGCUGAGGGGGUUCCGGGAGACGGAGGGCAUGCAGGAUGACAUGGACGUGGGUACCAUGGAUCUUCAAAACGAUGGGGAAGAAGGCUCUGGAGGUGAGCUGCAGUCACGGGUCGCCGCCUUAGAGGCCGAGAGGAGGCAGCUCCAAAAGGAGCUCCGUGCCAGCCAAGACAAGGUUCUCCAGCAGUAG
Symbiodinium natans is the source of this 396-nucleotide messenger RNA. The record is from the annotation of a GenBank genome assembly. NCBI's taxonomy places the organism in Eukaryota, Dinophyceae, Suessiales, Symbiodiniaceae.